AUGUGUAUGGCAGAUGAUUCGUUUGGUCGUCGUAUCCCUUUUAUCUUUCUUCAAGACUUGAAAAAUAAAUUUUUGUCAACUUAUGGACGAAAGAGAGCACUCGACUCACCUCCUUUUGGCCUGAAUGAAUUCUCUCGUGUGAUUGAAAAACAAAUGGAUUACUUUUCUACAAAUCCUAACGCUGAUCGUUUAAAACAAGUUCAUGGUGAAAUUGAACAAGUAAAGGAUGUUAUGGUUCAUAAUAUUGAGAGAGUAUUAGAAAGAGGUGAACGUAUUGAAUUAUUAGUAGAUAAAACUGAUAAUUUAAAUCAACAAGCAUUUGCUUUUAAAAAAAGAAGUACACAUUUAAAGCGUGCUAUGUGGUGGAAAAAUACAAAAAUUAUAACUAUGAUUUGCUUAGUUUGCUUUGUAAAGUAA
Cokeromyces recurvatus is the source of this 417-nucleotide messenger RNA. Its product is annotated as synaptobrevin-domain-containing protein. Gene Ontology annotation, cellular component: membrane. The transcript has 4 exons. Gene Ontology annotation, biological process: vesicle-mediated transport. NCBI's taxonomy places the organism in Eukaryota, Fungi, Mucoromycota, Mucoromycetes, Mucorales, Mucoraceae. Bases 1 to 417 code for a protein of 138 amino acids. The record is from RefSeq and is a predicted model, not a curated record.